Molecule: messenger RNA, 3519 nt
Organism: Petromyzon marinus (sea lamprey)
Lineage: Eukaryota; Metazoa; Chordata; Hyperoartia; Petromyzontiformes; Petromyzontidae
Source: RefSeq, a predicted model, not a curated record
GUGUAAACAUCGUAACUAAAGAGACAAAGGCGGCUGGGCGUGGUGCUGGCCACCCACCCCCUCGUGUGCCGUGCUAGCGGCUUUCAUACGUGUGCUCAUUAUCAGCACUUGCCCCAUUGGUGCGUUAGCGCUAUACGGGGGUCUUUGUGUGCGCGUGCGUCGCUGGCUCAGGUGAGAGUCGCGUGCGGGAGUCGAGAAGCCGCUGCCGCUGUUGCUGCGCUCACGCGGCUGCUACGGGGCUCGCGUGGCCGCUUUGGCUCUGCUCCACCAACCCCUGGGGGCCCCGGGACUCGGACGUCUCCUCGACGGGGACCCCGGCUCCUCGUGGUGCAGGAGCCACCACCACCACCACCACCCCCAUGCCGGUCUCCACGGACGCAGGACCCGCGUCUUCUUGUCGCAACAGCAGCAGCAGUGACUGCUGCUGCUGAGCUCUGCUGCUGCUGCUCUUCCUCCUCGGCGCGCUGCAUGCGGCUAGCCACGCGGCUGAGGCGGUGGCGGCGCGGGGAGGGUUCCUCGGGGCGAGCCUUCGUGGGGCUCGGCCAGCCCGGCGCCGGGGGCCAUGGGCCUGGAUCCGGCCCCAGGGCACGGGGCAGCGCACGGCGCUAAGGUUCAGACUGAAAUGCUCGGACACAGAAGAAGGGUGCUUCACAAGCCCCUGGGCUGUUCUCAGGCACUCUUGGCGGUCGUCGUCAUCAUCCUGCCUUCCCUGGAGAGCCACGCCAUGGGCUGCCCAGCGCGCUGCGAGUGCACUGCGCUUCAGAAGUCCGUGGUGUGCCAUCGGCGGAGAAUGGUGGCCAUCCCCGAAGGCAUACCCACAGAAACCAAAUCGCUGGACCUCAGCAAAAACCGGCUACGUUCCCUGGACCCUGACGACUUCUCGAACUUUCUGCUGCUGGAGGAGCUGGAGGUGAAUGAAAAUGUGAUCGCAAAUAUCGAGCCAGGAGCCUUCAACAACCUGCCCUUCCUCCGCUCUUUAAGCCUGAGGAAUAACCGCCUGAAGCUCAUCCCUCGCGGCGUGUUCUCCAGGCUCACCAACCUGACGCACUUAGACAUCAGUGAAAACAAGAUCGUCAUCCUGCUGGAUUACAUGUUCCAGGAUCUGCGCAAUCUCAAGCGGCUGGAGGUAGGAGACAACGAACUGGUUUAUGUCUCUCACCACGCCUUCAAGGGGCUACAGAGCCUGGAGCAGCUCACUUUGGAAAAGUGCAACCUAACGAGUCUCCCCACGGAGGCGCUGUCUCACCUGGGCAGCCUGUCCACGCUCAGGCUACGCCACCUCAACAUCGCGAGCAUCUUGCCCUUCUCAUUCAGGCGGCUCCUCCGACUGAAGGUGCUUGAACUAAGCCACUGGCCAAUGCUCGAGGAGCUUCCUAUGAACAGUCUAUAUGCAUUGAACUUGACGGCGCUAUCAAUUACCUUCACAAAUAUCACCACCAUCCCACAAUCAGCAUUGCAGCCUCUGGUUAAUCUCAGGCUAUUAAACCUAUCGUACAAUCAAAUCAGAGUAGUAGAAGCUGGUGCCUUUCAGAAUUUAAUUCGACUUCAGGAAUUGCAUGUGGCUGUGUCGAGGCUCACCACAAUCAAGCCCCAGGCCUUUAUAGGCCUCAGCAAAUUAAGAGUUUUAAACGUGUCAAAAAACCUGCUGCAGUCCCUGGAGGAGAGUGCUUUCCAGUCGACGAGUAGUCUGCAGGUCCUCGGUUUGGACUCAAACCCCCUGGCAUGCGAUUGUCGCCUGCUGUGGGUCGUGCGCAGGCGGAGACGCUUGGCCCUGGGCGAGCGGCAGCCGUCGUGCGAAUCUCCCGAGCACGUCAAGGGCAUGGCGUUUGGAGACUUCCCCGAGGAGAUGUCACCGUAUUACUUCUCGUGCAAGAAGCCCUGGAUCACGGUGCAGAAGCCCCAGCAGGUCGCCACGGCCGAGAGCCAGACGGUGCUGCUGCCGUGCCAGGCAGAGGGGGACCCCCAGCCCUCCAUCAUGUGGGUCUCGCCAUGGAAGCAAAAGAUCACGGCUCAGUCUAACGGCCGCAUGGCCGUGCUGCCAGACGGCACGCUGCAAAUUCGCUACGCGCAGAUCCUGGACAGCGGUACUUACGUGUGCGUAGCCAGCAACGCCGCGGGCAACGACACCAACACGGGCAUCCUCGACGUCAAGAGCUUUUCUCCACAGUCUUUGUACAACAACGACACCCUCGCGUACGUCGGCAACGGGAUGAACGGCACCGGCUCUAACGCCACUCGGGCAAGGGACCAGCAGCUCUACGACGUCAAAACCAUCCUAGUGGCCAUAGCCAUCGGCUGCUUCACGUUUCUGGGCGUCGUGGUGCUCUGCUUGUUCAUUCUGUUUCUUUGGAGCAGGGGAAGGGGCAGACACAAACCCAGCGUCCACGUUGAGUACACCUCCCGGCGCACCGAGAGCACCGACUCGGGCGCUCAGGCGCCAAACCCCAGACAGAUCAGCAUGAGGAUGGUAUAGGGAGGCCUCGAAAGUUGCUGUCAUUGAAAAUUACGAAAUGCAAUUGCAGUUUCUGAUUUGAAUGAACUUUAAACAUUACCUACAUUUCUUUCGAGUACAUGUAGACUGUUUUGUUUGGAAUAAGACAUGUCCAUAUAUGUUGUAUUUGAAUAUGCAUUUAAGAGCCAUUUGUUUUUUGCUGUCAGACGUUUUACAAUUUAACCUUAUGGAACUGAAUUGCAAACGUGUUUUGUAGGUGUGUGGGACUUGUGGAUCGCCGGGAGGUCAUCUCCCGUGAAUCUCCACGUGAUCGUAACACUUGGAAGUACUGCACAACACUGUAUAUUUAAUUACAUGUCACAUUGUCACUCUAACAAUGCCUGAGCACUCAUAACCAGGCCUCCCAGAUGUUCAUGUAGAAUAUAUGUUACGGUAAGGAAGCUGUAUUCAUCUCAGAGAUUGCUAGAACUGCCGAGGUGGCUGGGUGGCUCGGGGGGGGGGGGGGGGGGGCGAUUUCCGUGGCAGAGCGAACGCCCCAGAGAUCCUCAGUUCAAUUCCCGACAGCCGCCCACAAUAAAACCAGGUUCUCACACGUGGCAAGAUAAUGGUCUCAGCCCGGUCGUCAGACACCGUACUAAAACCCAUAACAUAAAUUAGAUGUUUCACAGAAUGUAUCCAUUCCCACAUAGGAGGGCCUUGCAGAGAUAAAAGCAGCACAGGCUCAGAGUCCGAUGUCUCCUCUGGAUCGUUCAUCAACGGAGUUUGCCGCUGCUUGGACGCUAACGGCACAAUGCUCGUCUAGGUGAUAGAUACAAUGAGAGAAAGCGAUCACAGUAACACUAAGAAGUCUACAACACGUGCAUGUGGCCUGACUGCAGCAUGGAGAGCGCUUUAACGGUGUUUGCCUUUGGACAGCAAACAUUACCAUGGAAUGGUAGCAGAGGUUUCUACACCUACCCCGUUUGCUGAAAUGGCAAAAUAGUAUUAUUUAAAGGAGGUUGUUCACUGUUUUAACGCGUUCAUUGUGUGUUGGUUUUGAUGCGGUUAAUAAACUAAACUUGCCUAAA